UACUCGUGUGUUUUUUUAAAUGUUUGGACCAACCAUUCCCGGUCACGGAACGAUCAAAUUUCCGAGAACUGGAAACGAAACUUUCUGCGUAAUAUCGGAGCUUCGAAUGAGGGUCCAGUCACGGUGAAGCCCCCUCCUCCCCCCCCCGGAGCUGUGCAAAGAACACGGGCAUAAAAGAGAAGCAUUUCCGGCCCAAUACACACGCCUCUCUCAGCACUGAUGUCAACACAGAUAGAUAGCGAGAGGAGGACCCAGGUGAGACUUUGCCCAGUGUUGCCAUCAAGCAUCCUCAACCCCCUCCGCCUAAAACUUACUACCACAUUCAAAAGCUCGGAGUCCCUCCGUGUCAUCAGUCGCUGACACCGUCUCUGCCGUGAUGGCCAAGAACCGCUCUCCAGACAAGAAAUCCAGGAGCCGGACCAAGUUCGUGGAGUAUGUAGGUUCCUUUACAGUGGAGGAUCAAGAUCUUGAUGAAAAGACAUGGCGAAUCCAUCAACAGCUUCAUAUUCUGAAGGAUCUUCCUCGAAAAAUGGCAGUAAUACUAAAAUUCUCAUCACAAGGAAUAAAGAUGUACAAUGAAAAUAAAGAGACGCUGUUGAUGGCUCAUGCCCUGAGGAGAAUCUUAUACACAACGUGUCAACCGGCGGAUUGUCAGUUUGCAUUUGUCACACGCAACCCGUACAGACCACCAAGUGAGCUCUUCUGCCAUCUGUUUGUCACCACACAGCCGAAUGAGGCAACCAUUCUGAAUUUGCAGCUGUGCCGGUUGUUCCAGGUUGCUUCCUGUACAAAAUAUCGAAGAGAGCAACAGAGCAAUGUUUCUGCUACCCAGCACCCCAAACAGGAAACUCACCAAGAAUCAUGCUGUCCGAUAUCAACCAUUUCUACAAGACGUGGGAGAGAGCGCUAUGGAGAACUGGAGGUUUCCUUGAAUGUCAGUGCCUUGGUCUCCUUCAAGAGACCAUCACGGCAAGAGGAACUCGGAUUGUCAGAAGAAAUAGAUACUGAGGAAACCAUUAAAAAUGAAAACUAUGGUUGCUGUACCAGUAAAACAGUGGCACAUGACUCCACAAGUGGUUCUAAGGUCCAAUCAAAAGACCUGGAGCCAUUUGAAAAAUCUUUAGAAGACUGUCCAUUCUCUUCAUUGACAUUAGUGCGAAAGAAAGCUAUACGUAAUAAAGGGAUCAGGUCAGGAGCUUACAGGAGUUCUACCUUCAAGAGACAAUUCCAGCAAGCACUAGCAGAUGGCUAUAGUUGCAGCCUGGGAGAUGAACUCAUGGAAUCCUGGAAAGCACUUGCACCACUGCAACAUGAAGAAGUAUUAAUGGAUACAGUUUGGGCCAGCGCUGGAUUACCUAGGGAUUAUGCCACAGCACUCCUAAAACAUGAUGUAAUGGGAGCCUUCUUACUGUGGGUGAAUCCUGGCCCCCUACAGUGUUGGACCCUAAUGAUGCGAACUCCAUUUGGUGUGGUCAACUAUCUUAUCUGUAAAAAUGAUGAAGGCAAAUAUUAUUUGCAGCAAUUGAACACACUAAUGUUUCCCAGCAUAAAAGCCUUGAUAGAACAUUACACAGCAAAUGAAGAUGGUCUAUUUUGUUGCCUAAGUGUUUCAAGGGUAAAUCACUGCUAUGAAGACCAUGAUUCUCCUGAACAUUAUUGUUUGCACCCAGUCCAAAGUAAACCAGAGGACAGGCAGAUUGCUUCAGAUUAAUGAAGCUGAAUUUCCAAGAACGGGUAAGACUGCUUCCUGCAGGUCAUAUCAAGAGACUAGCUGCAAGUUGUGAUGUGCAGGGUGGUUGAGGAAAAUUUAAUACAAUAAAUUUGAAUCUGCCACAGAUACUGUCUUGUGUUCAGUGGUAUCAGACACUGCUGCAGUGGUCCCAGAGUUUACUGUUAUGGGGAUUGACUCACAAUAGCAUGUCGGAAGUUGUAAUAAUAAUGCUGUCUUGUGAUUCCAACAGCAUACUUAUAUAUACCAUGUAUGCGUUCCUUUAGUCCCUUCUAUGGCAGACUAUGCUAGCACUUAAUGAGUUGAAGUUUGAUACAAAUCAUUCAGCUGCUUUACUUUGCAGCAAAUGCACAGACACACCAACAGUUAUGAUCAGAUUAGAAAAGUUCAAUUAAUAUCACCCAUCAUAGCAUAAUGAUACAAAAUAGAAACACAGUUCACCAUCAGUAAGAUGUUUUUAAUUCAUGAAAGA
Messenger RNA from Hemiscyllium ocellatum (epaulette shark), 2201 nucleotides. RefSeq names its product SH2 domain containing 5 (gene sh2d5). Lineage: Eukaryota; Metazoa; Chordata; Chondrichthyes; Orectolobiformes; Hemiscylliidae. Bases 377 to 1711 code for a protein of 444 amino acids. The transcript has 10 exons. The record is from RefSeq and is a predicted model, not a curated record. Gene Ontology annotation, cellular component: postsynaptic density.